AUGAGUCGGCCAUCCAAGUCCCGCGAAGAGCUCGAAGACAACUAUGAUGAACCACUCCUGGACUCCGGCCGAUCCAGCCACGACGACGACGGCGACAUCGAACUCUCCCGCCUCGAACUCUCCGGCGGCGACCGAACACCCCUAAGCCACUACCGAAACCGAGAUGAAGAACCACCACCCCCGAAACGCGUCUCCAUGCUCUGGAUCGCCCUGGCCCUCGCCGUCUGCGUUCUAGGUUUCACAAUCAACACCGAAGCGACCGCCUACUUCGAAGACGAACUCGGCUGGAAGAAACCCUUUGCAACCCUCUACAUCACCCACUCCUCCCUCAUCCUCCCCUGGAUCGUCCACCUCGCCUAUCUCCGCUGGCAAUCCCGCGACGUCCCCUACACAGUCUGGGUGCGGGACUACAACAACUCCCUCCGCUCCUCCAUCUCCACCAUCGACGCCUUCGCAACCUCCGCUCCCCGCCUGGUCCUCAAACUCCCCGGCCACACCGCGGGCCCACUCGACUUCCUCGCCUCCUCAAUGGCCAUCGUCACACUCGUCCUCACCGCAAGCGGCAUGUCCUGGUUCCUAUCCCUCUCCCUCACCACCCCAGCGGACCUAACAGCAAUCUACAACUGCGCGACCUUUUUCGCCGCCGCCUUCUCCGUCCCCUUACUCAAAGAAAAACUCGGCUGGAUCAGCAUCCUCGCCGUCGCCCUCUCCAUCAUCGGCACCUUCACCAUCGCUUACGGCGACACGACAGCCGACCACUCCGACGGUUCCGACGACGCGAUCGGUGGCUCGCGGUUACUGGGUAAUGUGAUUGCGUGUGGAGGCGCGGUGGCGUUUGGGUUGUAUGAGGUGUUGUUUAAGAAGUGGGCGUGUUCGUCCCGGCCGGAGAGUCAGGAGUCGAGUUUACCGCUCACGUUGGCGGCGAGUGCGUUGACGGGGGCGUAUACGUUUGCGGUGUUGUGGGUGGGGUUGGUGGGAUUGCAUGUUUUGGGGUGGGAGACGUUUAGUGUUCCGAGUGCGUAUGCUUGUUUGUGGAUUGCGAUUGCGGUUUUGGCUGGAUCUAUAUCUAUUACUUUAUUGGUUGUUCUGGUCAUCUGGACGGAUCCAGUUUUCGGGAGCAUGGCGAAUGUAUUGAGCGUAUUCUUCGUAGCGCUUGCAGACUGGGUGGUCUGGGGAUUGAGUCCAUCGUUCGCGACGUAUACCGGUGGUGCUCUAAUCUUUGUUGCAUUUGGACUGUUAUCAUAUGACUCUCUGGUCGUGAAGAAGAGGGUUGACAUAUAG
Messenger RNA from Zymoseptoria tritici IPO323, 1281 nucleotides. RefSeq lists its product as uncharacterized. Gene Ontology annotation, cellular component: membrane. The coding region runs from base 1 to 1281 and encodes 426 amino acids. NCBI's taxonomy places the organism in Eukaryota, Fungi, Ascomycota, Dothideomycetes, Mycosphaerellales, Mycosphaerellaceae. The record is from RefSeq and is a predicted model, not a curated record. The transcript is spliced from 3 exons.